This is a messenger RNA of Caenorhabditis elegans, 334 nucleotides long. RefSeq names its product Ovule protein (gene AH10.4). The transcript has 3 exons. The coding region runs from base 116 to 334 and encodes 72 amino acids. The record is from RefSeq and is marked reviewed. Lineage: Eukaryota; Metazoa; Nematoda; Chromadorea; Rhabditida; Rhabditidae.
AGAAAGUGCAUAAAUGCUGAGACGAAUCACAUCUUCAGAGGAUUUAAACGAAUUAGUUCAUCGAAAGGCAGCAAAGGUAUGGAGAUGAAUUGGGUUCACCACCUCCACACGGCCAAUGCACGAGGGACCUUUGGAAAUAAGAUUUUUGAAGUUGUUUGAUUUCCCUGAUUUCUGUCCAUCGAAAGAACUUCAGGAACUCCAACAAAGGAAGAAGAGAACUUGCUGCACAACGGAACAAUUUUUAAUUUUGAAGUUUUUAAUUUUUUUAAAGCUUUUCACUUUAAUAAAAUUAAAUUUAAAUAUACCCAGUAUUCCACAUUGCCAAUGUAUUUGA